Molecule: messenger RNA, 1908 nt
Organism: Talaromyces rugulosus
Lineage: Eukaryota; Fungi; Ascomycota; Eurotiomycetes; Eurotiales; Trichocomaceae
Exons: 5
Coding region: 1-1908 (635 amino acids)
Molecular function (GO): FAD binding
Source: RefSeq, a predicted model, not a curated record
AUGGCGUCGUCUACUGGGAAUGGUAUUCUGAACGGUCUUGUUGCUAGAAGCAGUUCUGGCCCUGGAAAUAGUCUUCAAAAUGGAGCUAGUUUAAGCUCUUUUUCUUCUGCAGAUCAAGCAAGAAAUGGAUUGGUAGAUACUGAAUUCUUAAUUGUCGGUGCUGGGCCGGCAGGGGCGUCACUGGCAUGUUUUCUCGGAAGUUACGGACUGAAAGGGCUCAUGAUAAGUGCUGCCCCUGGAACUGCAAACACACCUCGUGCACAUAUUACAAACAUGGCGGCUAUGGAGUGUCUACGAGACAUAGGACUUGAUGAAGAACUUGAAGCUUUGUCUUCCAAGGGAAAUUGCAUGGUUCACACAAGAUGGUGUCAUAGCAUGGCAGGUGAAGAAUACGCCAGAAUUCAUUCCUGGGGCAAUUCACCGAGCAGAAAGGGUGACUAUGAGAAUGCAAGCCCAUGCUCCCCAGUUGAUCUGCCUCAAACUCUCCUGGAACCCGCUUUAGUUCGUCGUGCUAUACUUAAAGGAUUCAAGACCCGGUUCAACACAUCUUUUCUCUCAUUUGAGAGAGAAGCAGAAAGCGGAUCAAUUAUAGCUACCGUCCGCGACGACAUCUCAAAUUCCGAGUAUCAAGUGCGUACAAAAUAUCUUUUUGGGGCUGACGGUGCCCGUAGCAAGAUAGUUAAGCAGCUGGAUCUUCCUCUCUCGGUUAAACCUGGUCAGGGGGUGGCCAUCAAUGUUCUCGUCAGAGCUGAUCUGUCACAUCUCGUUGAACAUCGACGGGGAAAUCUCCACUGGGUGAUGCAGCCCGACAAAGAACACCCAGAAUUUGGGUGGAUGGGCAUCGUGCGGAUGGUCAAGCCAUGGCAUGAGUGGAUGUUCAUUUUGUUUCCCAACCGGGACUGCGAUCAUAAUAUACAGCCAUCAAGAGAAGCAUAUCUAUCGAGGGUUCGCGACUUCAUCGGGGAUGACACUCCGGCAGAAAUCCUUGACGUUUCUAAAUGGUUCAUUAACGAGAUUGUAGCCGAGCAGUAUUCGCAAGGAAACGUUUUCUGCCUUGGCGAUGCAGUUCAUCGGCACCCACCCAUGAACGGUCUCGGAUCUAACACUUGUAUCCAGGAUGCGUUCAAUCUCGCCUGGAAGGUGGCAUAUGUCCACCACGGUCUCGCAUCACCCUCGCUGCUAGACAGCUACAGCAUCGAACGUCAGCCCGUCGGACGUUCCAUUAUCACCCGUGCGAAUCAAGCGUUUCGUGACCAUUUUAAUGUCUGGAAUGCUCUCGGCACCUUGCCGGAGAAGGUCGAGGAUCGCCAAAAGGUUCUGAAUACAUUAAGUGAUGCAACUCCAGAAGGGCGAAAGCAGCGCCGCGCCUUUCAAGAUGCCAUCACUCAGACUUCGCAUGAGUUUCAUGGUCUCGGUGUUGAAAUGGGCCAGGUUUACACCGGUCCAGGCAUCUAUAACGAACAAGAACAACAGCCUUACGUUCGUUCUGGCGCCGCCGCCAAGGACGACGUGCUGUACUACAGUCCCAGUACCUACCCAGGAUGUCGGGUACCUCAUGUGUGGCUGAAUAAAGCAAUACCCACGGCGCCAACAUCGACGAUUGAUCUUACUGGACAUGGGGAGUUUACUAUCUUCACCGGCGUUGGUGGAAAUGGUUGGAAACAGGCAGCAGAGGCCGUUGCCACUCAGCUUGGUGUAUCGAUUAAUGUCCAUUCCAUUGGGUUCCGCCAGGACUGGGAGGAUGUCUACUUCGAGUGGGAAAACGUGCGAGGCGUGGAUGAGUCCGGUGCCAUUUUAGUCAGACCAGACCGGUUCGUCGCAUGGAGAUCACAGUCGCAACCGGAUAAUGAAACAUGCAAGUUGAAUUUGUUGGAAGUCAUGAAAUCGAUUCUGGGGCACAGAACCUGA